Messenger RNA from Trichosporon asahii var. asahii CBS 2479, 1473 nucleotides. Its product is annotated as protoporphyrinogen oxidase. Lineage: Eukaryota; Fungi; Basidiomycota; Tremellomycetes; Trichosporonales; Trichosporonaceae. Bases 1 to 1473 code for a protein of 490 amino acids. The transcript is spliced from 3 exons. The record is from RefSeq and is a predicted model, not a curated record. Gene Ontology annotation, biological process: heme biosynthetic process. Gene Ontology annotation, molecular function: protoporphyrinogen oxidase activity, oxygen as acceptor. Gene Ontology annotation, cellular component: mitochondrial inner membrane.
AUGCCGCCGCAACACGUCGCCGUCAUAGGCGGUGGCUUGACCGGCCUCUCAGCAGCUUACAGACUCGCCCCCAAGGCGAGGGUUACGCUGCUUGAAGCUUCGAACCGUGUCGGCGGGUGGGUCGGCAGCCCCAAGCAACACAUCAAGUUCACCACGCCGUCUGGAGAGCAGGUGGAGGGCGAUGUGACUCUCGAAAGCGGACCGCGCAGUAUCCGACCAAAGGGACUGAGUGCUGCCAGCAUGCUCAAGCUUACAAGCCCCGCUGCGCGAAACCGCUUCAUCAUGAACAAUGCGACUGGCAAGCUCAUGGCUGCACCUACGUCACCCCUGGCGCUGCUGUCACCGAAAACGCCAGCUCCGAUCCGCGAACUGCUGCUUGGUGUCAUGAAGGAGCCCUUCCGACGCAAUUCGCCCGCGUCUGCUGACGACGAGAGCGUGCACUCAUUCUUCCUCCGCCGCUUCGGACCGAAGGUCGCCGCAACAGCAAGUGCUUUCGUGCAUGGUAUCUACGCCGCGGACCCGAACACGCUCAGUGUACGAAGUGCAUUCCAAAUGCUUUGGGACUACGAGCGUGGCAGCGGCAGCUUAGUCAUGGGCAUGCUUAAAGGUGACAAAGCCGGAAAGGCCCGGGAACUGGAGGCAUGGAAGGAGUGCGGGGCGUGGGGUGAGAGGAGGAAGAACUGGGCUAUGUACGCCCUUCGCGGCGGAAUGUCUGAGUUGACGGACCGGCUGGCUCAGGUGUGUCAGGAGCGAGGUGUGGAGAUCGCCUCCGGUACACGAGUCGAGAGGAUAACCCCGAUCAACACCUCCAUCGGUUCUAUCGAUGCCGACCACGUUAUUGCUGCGGUUACUCCUCGGCACCUUAGCUCGAUUGCAUCGUCACCGCUGCCGCAUCUCAUCGCGAACCGGAGCACGACUGUCGGAGUCGUGAACGUUGUCUUCCCUCUGCCACCUUCCCAAGUGCACCCGGACGGUUUCGGCUUCCUGAUUCCUGCGUCGGACGCCAAUCGCGCGGGUGUGCUCGGCGUCAUCUUCGACAGCACAGCUCUCCCCGGCACUGAGGUUCCAGAGCUUGAGGGCAAGAUCACAAAGGUCACUGCGAUGAUGGGCGGACCGUAUUGGUCCUCGUACAAAACUGGCGGCUCAGUCGCCCCGAUACCAUCUAAGGAGGAACUCAGCGAGAUCGCUGUGAACUACUUGCGGACUGUCUUCCCUCACCUCGCCAGUGUCGAUCCUAUUCUGACAAAAGCCAACCUUCAGGUCGACUGCAUCCCCACAUAUGCUCCGGGACACGGCUCUAGGAUGCGGGAGCUCCACGAGGCAAUCCAGAAUGGGCCAUGGCAGGACAAGCUGAGUGUGGGAGGAAGCGGAUAUGGGGGCGUCAGUGUGAACGAUUGCGUCUACUCUGGUGAGAUUCUCGCCGACGCCGUGGGAGAGAAGACGGGACUGGAGCGCUGGAAGGACUGGAACUAG